AUGGCAACUAAGCCUAAUUGCGCUGAAGUUAAUGGCUGGGAUGACGAUGACAGGCUGAAAUUUUUUAAAGUACUGUUGCCAGGCAGAGCCCAGUCUGCAUUUCAGCGACUACCAAAAGACAGUAAGAAUACCUAUACAUAUGCUGUAGAGGCCCUCACUGAAUGCUUCGAACCAAGCUCAAAGCAUGACUUGUACGGGGCAGAAUUGCUUAUUAGAGAAAAGAAAUUUACGAAGUCAUGGGGAGACCUGGCAGAGGAGCUGAGACACCAGAGCUGCUAUACAUUGAUAGAUCCAUCUGUCUGGAAACAAGAAAUCAGAGGUACCCUAAAGCCGGUUACUAAUCAUAAGCUAGUAGGAGUCACUGGUAUACCACUAAAUACAAUCGGAUCAACAGAAAUAACUAUCACAGUUCCUGGAAUGAGUCUUCAAGUCCCAGUUGUUGUGGUGGAGGGACUUACAGCAGAUGGCAUCAUGGGAUUAGACUUCCUACAGGCGCAUUGUUGCCAGAUAGACAUCAAGCACAAAAGGCUUCAUCUCCAACAACUAGAUGUAAGCAUCCCACUCUACCCACAUGCAAAGGGUAGAUCCUCUGCCAUUGUUGUUGAUACAGUGGAAGUAUUAGUUGCAGAGACGGUUGUUAUACCAGCUCAGUCCGAGAUGGAGGUACAAGCAACAACAGCUACCUCCCUUACUGGCUCUCCCCAAACCUGA
This is a messenger RNA of Amphimedon queenslandica, 711 nucleotides long. RefSeq names its product retroviral-like aspartic protease 1. NCBI's taxonomy places the organism in Eukaryota, Metazoa, Porifera, Demospongiae, Haplosclerida, Niphatidae. The record is from RefSeq and is a predicted model, not a curated record. The coding region runs from base 1 to 711 and encodes 236 amino acids. The transcript has 3 exons.